Fimicolochytrium jonesii is the source of this 1494-nucleotide messenger RNA. RefSeq lists its product as uncharacterized. The record is from RefSeq and is a predicted model, not a curated record. Bases 1 to 1494 code for a protein of 497 amino acids. The transcript has 5 exons. NCBI's taxonomy places the organism in Eukaryota, Fungi, Chytridiomycota, Chytridiomycetes, Spizellomycetales, Powellomycetaceae.
AUGGCGGACACGGAGCCGGCGCCUCAGGCAGAGAAUGAGCCCGGCCCCAUCACCUUCUGGAGCGAAAUCAGAAAAGGACGAUGUCGUCUUGGGGUCCUGGUCGUCAGCUUCACGACCGCUCUUUGUGUGGGAGUGGCGUUCGCAGCAUGGUGUCUGACUUAUAACGCAGCUUUGGAUUCCUCGACGACUCUGUCCUCGGAAUUGGAGAGCGGCCUUGCGCAACGAGUCGUCAAUUCCAUCAACAACACGUACGAUAUUUCCGAACUGUAUGUCCAGCAAUGUCAGCGCACCUGGUCCUCAAAGACGUGGCGGAACGAGAACGUCGCAACUUACAGCCAACAGAUGUUUUUCGCAGCCUACGCCAUGCGCGAUUAUUUUUCGUCAGCCUACGUCACGCUUCUGCCAGAGGGACUGACGUGGGGCGGGCAAACAAACACUGGUGCCGAACCCGGAACUUAUUCCUACACUGUUCUCGAGUCCGUUCCCUAUACGGCAGUACCUGGCGCCGUGAACUUCACUUAUUACGCGGUUAACGAGGAAGGCGUGAAGACUGGAGAAGUAGUUCACAACACGCUUAACGGGAACUACAGUACGGCUAGCUGGGUCACGAUUGUGGAUUGGAACGAUGCCAAUGCCGCUUCGUGGACGCCUGUUUUUGUGUACAACAACGUCCCUGUCAGUACCUUUACACGGACGAUCCGCACAAACGACAACCAAUUGAUAGGCACCCAGCACGUCGAUAUGUUUUUCGACUUUGUCGGAAGAACGCUGGCGAGUGAGAAAGCGGCCAUCGAGUAUCCAUCGGAUCUGUUCGCCUUCAAAUCGGAAAACGACGUGGAUUAUUGUCUGGGGACCACCGAGGCGGGUGUGGAGAUCUACUCGCGCGACCCCGCUGAUCCUAAUAGGGUCCUCGGUGUGCUUUCGGCUCAGGAGGUGGCGAAAACCAGUUUACUGCUACCGGCCGUCGUCGAUUUGGUGAUCAAACGGCAGGGCCAUACGUCGCUUUACGCUUUCGCUUCGGGCGCUGCGAAUCCGAAGACUCUCCCGGUCGAGACUGGGAAGGGUACUUACUACGUCCAGCUCCGGACGAUCCAACGCCGCGGCGCUUCGUUGGUGUUCGUUGUUUUCCUGACAACAGGAAGACACGGAAUCGUCGUAGGACUCACCAUCAUGGCAAUAGGGAGUGCCGUGGCGUUCUCAUACAUGAUCUCCAGAGCGUUGUCGCGUUUGACUAGAGACAUCGGCCUCUUGAGCAAUUUCGACUUUCGAGCCGCACUUGGAUCGGAUGUGGAAGGUGGUAAACGGGCAGUGCGCACCAGCAGAAUCAGCGAAAUCUCGGUCGUCGAGGCAUCUUUCCGGAAAAUGGUCUCGGCAUUCGCCAGUGCGAUGUCUUCGAACAACCAGAUCACCGCCGCUGCCCGAAAAAGAGGUGUCAGCACGGUCGGUGCAGCAAAUGCAGUCCUUCGUAGUAGUGAUAUGAAAGAUUCCGAAUGA